Zootoca vivipara (common lizard) is the source of this 1178-nucleotide messenger RNA. Its product is annotated as photoreceptor outer segment membrane glycoprotein 2. Gene Ontology annotation, cellular component: plasma membrane. Gene Ontology annotation, biological process: visual perception. Lineage: Eukaryota; Metazoa; Chordata; Lepidosauria; Squamata; Lacertidae. The record is from RefSeq and is a predicted model, not a curated record.
GGCUUCUGCUAUAGGCCUUUGCUCGUGCAUCCUGAUAAUCUGAUUAGGAGAUUUUGUUGAGCAACACUUCUUUUCCUAACACCGUGACCAUGGCUGUCCUGAGAGUAAAAUUCACCAAAACCAAGAGAGACAAAUUGGCUCAAAUCCUGUGGAUCCUCAACUGGAUUUCUGUGGUGUCUGGCGUAAUUCUGUUCAGCCUGGGACUCUUCCUGAAGAUCGAACUCAGAAAGCGAAGUGAGUUGAUGGGCAAAGGGGAUAUUAACUCUGUCCCCAACAUGCUAAUAUCUGUAGGGGUUGUAGCAUGCAUCAUCAACUUUCUUGGAGGUAAAAUCUGCUAUGACUGCACAGACUCCAACAAAUUCAACCGCUGGAAGAUGUUUAUGCUCCCUUAUAUUGUUUGCACGUUCUGCUUCACCUUCUGCAUUUUGGUAGGUGCUGUCAUGUGUUACACCAUGAGAAAUGAACUGGAGGAAUCUCUGUAUCUGGGGCUGAGGGACGCUAUUAAGUUCUACAAGGACACAGACAUUCCUGGAAGGUGCUUUUUAAAGAAAACCAUUGACAUAUUACAAAUCAGAUUCCAAUGCUGUGGAAACAACGGUUUCAGGGAUUGGUUCGAAAUUCAGUGGGUCUCAGUUCGCUAUCUGGAUAUGGCUUCAAAGGAUAUUCAAGACCGCCUAAAAAGUAACGUCGAUGGGAAGUUUUUGGUGGAUGGAGUCCCCUUCAGUUGUUGCAACCCAAACUCACCCCGGCCCUGCAUCCAGUAUCAGCUAACAAACAAUUCAGCUCACUACAACUAUGAUUUCAUGACAGAAGAACUUAAUAUUUGGAUGAGAGGAUGCAGGGAAGCCCUACUGGAUUAUUACACUGACAUCAUGAGAUCCAUCGGUAUCACUGUGCUCCUCAUCUGGUUGUUUGAGCUGUCUGUACUUACUGGGGUUCGUUACCUUCAAACGGCAAUGAGGAAUGUUCUCCUCCUGGGUGAUCCGCAGUGUGACUCAGAUGGCUGGUUGCUUGAGAACAGCUUUGUAGAAACUGCCAAAAACAACAUCAACAUCAUUAAGAACCUUGGCAAGGCUAAUCAGAUAUCAACGGUUUCAGGGAAUGACCCUAACAUGGAUGUUAAAACUGCAAAUCACUGUCCAGAGAAUGUUCCAACAAAAUCAAUCCCCACAGCUUAA